AAGUGUGUGGUCCUGGUCGAUCAUUCUCACACUUGGUCCUGCGCGUUCACCGUGUAAUUUGCAACAGGAAGUGCAUAAUCGGCUGAGGGCCAUUUUUGUGACAAGGACCCAAGCAUGAGGCCUCGGCGGCUUGACUUUGCCCGGCGCCUGGCGGUUGUCCAUCUCGAUCAACUGCCGGCGGCCGAGGCGGCAGAACUCGCGCCCCCGGUUUCCUCUGCGGCCGGCAUUGCUGGAGGUGCGAUCGGCGGCGUGGCUAGCGUCUCCGGUCGCGGUGCCUUGCACAUUGAGACCGGUGUCGACAAGGAGGAGGAAAUCGAGCACCAUCUGCAAGCCGUCAUCUCCGCCGCGCAAUUGGAUGAUGACGCGAUCCCCGUGGCUGACUCCACGCCCGGUGACGCGGCUGGUGAGUCCGGGACGUCGGCCGACGCAUCGGGCUCUGCAUCUGCCACUCUCGGUGGCGACGGCAAAGCCGGUGCCUCCUCGGUGGUUCCCCUGCCAUCUAUCCCCAUCCCUGAUGCCAAUCGGGAGAUCGACAAUUACGAGCAAUUUUACGCCCUCCCGGGGGCCGGGUAUGAGCGCCCGCAGCUUCCGGAGCUGGCGCAACUCGGAGCCCUGCGCGCAUCAGCCAAGGACCUGCUGGCCCUGCGUGAUACGGCUGAGUAUGACUUGCGCGAGGAGGACAUCGAGUGGAUGAACAAGUGGAACUCUGCGCCCGGACGCAGUCCGCGUGCCCUGCUCAAUGAGGACCUCCUGGAAAGGAUGCUCGUGCUCUUUGAGAAAACGUUCCCCGAUGCCAAUACCGCCACUCAGCCCCAGGUAACCGGAGUCCCGACGGCCACGGUGGCCGGGGUGUUCGAAUACUGGCGCAAGAUCAACAUCGAGCGUGGGGGUCGCAUUCAUUGGUACUUGCAGGGCGAGACCAAGCUCAAUGAUCCCGAUCCAUAUGUGUGCUUCCGGCCGCGUAUCAUCCAGCAUACCCGCAAGUCCCGACGCCUGGACCAGCAGAUGUAUCAACAGCUCCGGGCCCUGCGAACGCAUCUGGUGGCCGCGCGUGAGACGCUCGAUCUGACCAUUCGGCGAGAUCGCAUCAAGCGCGAGGGCUUGCUUGUGGAAAUCCUCGAGGCCGAUGGGCGUGCACGUGCUUUGGCCCUGGCGGCCAGGUAUUCGUCCCUGAGCCAGACGUCGCCGAUGGCGGCCGCCACGUCGGCAGCCGCGGCCGCCGCGGCCGCCGCGGCCGUUGGCAUCCCGGACGUACCGCCUCCCAGCAAAGUGGCGCGCAGCUUCGUGGCCGGGACCCUUGCAAGUGGCGGUGCCGCCGGGGCUGCCCUCCCCCUGCAAGCGUCGCUACUCAAGACUGGGCGUGGUGGCGCAGUGGCCGCUGGCGAUGGUGCCCUCGGCGAUCGCCCGAUCUCGCUCACUCUUCCCGGCUCACCGGCGGCCGUCGCGCGCGAUGGCCUCACCCUCUCGGUGUCCGCCGCGGGCAAAGUGUCAGCUGGUCGGACUGGAUCCGCGGGAUCCGGCGUGCGAGGCCCGGCCGCUGGCAAGCCCGGCCCCACGGUCUCCGGUGAUGCCACUGGCGCAUCGGCACCGGCCGCGGCUGCUCCCGGGGGUCGCCCGGGAUCGGCCGUCGAAGAUCCGGCCGUUCCUGUCCCGGCCCCUGUGGACUCUGAUGGUUCUUGCUUGCCGACGGGCGUUUCGCUGCAUCUACCGCUGGAGUAUCCCCCUGUAUUGGGCACCGACCCGCAGUACCAACACUCACGCCCCUGCUUUGGGGACAUGCUGCCGGUGCCCAACGCCAACGCCCUGGAUCCGGCUGGUUUGCCGCUCUGGUGUGAUUAUACCACGGGCGUCAAUCUUUUCCCGGAUCCUCUGUCACUGGAGCUGGAGCGUGCCGAGGCGGUCACCGCCUUCGGCAAUGUCUAUCUCUACCACCCUCUGACUCCGCCAUCGUCGCCCCCGGGCGGGAGUGAGAUGGCCCCAGCUGAAGCGCCGGCGGCCCCAUCCGCGGCUGCCUCUUUAAAGCGCACUUGGGCGGCGGCCUUUGACAAUCCGCCCCCGGCUGCGGCCGGCCCGAUGCAUGGUGCCACCGAUGUGGCCACCUCUGCUUCGAUUGGCCAACAUCUCGCAAAGGUCUCCUGUCCCAUUUCCUCGCCCAACCUGCCAAGUGACAUCACCCAGCCACUUGCCAGACCUUCCCUUCCCUCCUCUUCAGACCCUGCUGCCAGCAGUGCCAGCAGUGCCAGUGUGCCCGAUACCGAGGCGCUCCUGGCCCAGCAUCAGCCAGCCUUCAAGGUUGAGACCUUGUCCUUUGCGCGCGUCCGUCGCGGCCGCGGCGGCCGCAUGAUCAUCGACCGGGGCUGGCAGAUGUCCCAGACUUCGCAGCGCUCCACUUUGCCACAGCCAUAUGGCUUCUCCACGCCGAUGACUUGCGACAUGUCCUGGCGCGCGACCGACCCCUUCACCAACCCCACGCGGCUGCAGUCUCGAGCGUCGCAGAUGUUCGGCUCGGCCACGGGGAUGGUGAAUCACGCCACCGCCGUCGGGCUGGGCAUUGCCAAUGACUCCUGGCGACACCCCUUCUCGGUGCCGGUGCCGCACUUUGCCCCGAGCGAGCUCGUUCGCCUGGCUGGUGGACCAGGCCCAGUCGAGAUUAUCCCCCGGCUGCCUGAGCCGAUUGCCCCGAUUGCCCCUCCGCCGCCCCCUCGCAAGAAGGCCUCCGCGGCCGGGGGGGCCGCCGCCGGAGCAGCCGGGACCAAGGGUGCUGCACGCGCUCCUCGGCCGAGUGGUGCGGGUUCUGGCGCUUCGCGGCCGCCGAAGGCCAGUGCCACCGGCGCCUCACGGCCCUCCAAGGCUGGCACCGGGCAGCCUGGCGAGAAGAAGGCCACCAAGGCCUCUGGAACCAAGAGCGGCGCCGCUCGCCGGGCCACCACUCCCAGUGGGGGAGUCAAGGCGGCAGCGGCGGCAGCGGCGGCCGCGGCCGCGGCGGCCGCUGGCGGCACAGCUGCCGGCCCGCCGGCCCCCACCGCCUCGGCGUCUGGUGCCGGCGCCGCCGCCGCCGCCGCCGCCGCUCCGAAGGCCUCUUCCAAGAGCGGCGGACCCGCGGCUGCUGGGCGUGGUAAUCCCUCUGCAGCCGGGGCGGCCGGCGCCGGGGGUACUGGCGCCGCGCGUGUGGCCAAUCGCCCGGGUAGUGGUGCUGGGACGGGCGCGCGUCGUGUUGCUCGUCCCGGCGCCCCGAGUGCUGCUGGCGUCGCCUCGACGAAGUCCGCCGGGGGGACUUCCGGUGCUGCUGCCUCGGCGGGGGGUGGGGCUGGCGCCGCUGCCGGGUCGGGUGCUGCUGGCACCACCAAGCCCGCUGCCACGACGGCCACGGCAGCCACCAAGGCCACCGGCGCGACAGCCCCAGCCGGGGCGGCGGCCAAAAAGUCGGCCACCGCUGGCUCGGGCUCCGCAAAGCCCGCCGCUCCACGAGUCAAGAAGGCCAAGGCUGCGGUCUCGGCCGCGGCCGCCACGCCAGCCGCCACGUCGGCGGCACGCGGCGGCGCCUGACGGAGAUCUGCCUUAUUUCUUUCCCCCCCUCCCCCCCCCCCC
Fonticula alba is the source of this 3588-nucleotide messenger RNA. RefSeq lists its product as hypothetical. The record is from RefSeq and is a predicted model, not a curated record. NCBI's taxonomy places the organism in Eukaryota, Rotosphaerida, Fonticulaceae. The transcript has 6 exons. Gene Ontology annotation, cellular component: piccolo histone acetyltransferase complex. Bases 115 to 3546 code for a protein of 1143 amino acids. Gene Ontology annotation, biological process: regulation of transcription by RNA polymerase II.